AUGUCUGACACUGGAAGAAAAGAUUUCACCGAUAAAGCUGCUGAAGCUAUCAAACCUGAUGAUCAAAAAUCAUAUUUAGAACAAGCUAAAGAAGCUAUAACUGGUAAAGUUGAUGACUUCCAAAACAAAGCCCAACCAAAUGAUGCUAAAUCUGCUACCCAAAAGGCCAAUGAUUUUUUCCAAGGUGGUGCUAACGACAGCAAAUAA
Messenger RNA from Hansenula anomala, 207 nucleotides. Its product is annotated as heat shock 9/12 family protein. The transcript has a single exon. Bases 1 to 207 code for a protein of 68 amino acids. Lineage: Eukaryota; Fungi; Ascomycota; Saccharomycetes; Phaffomycetales; Wickerhamomycetaceae. The record is from RefSeq and is a predicted model, not a curated record.